AUGAUCCGACUGGCCAAUCAGAAUUCGAAAGAGCACGAAACACAACGCUGGCAUAACUAUUUAAAUUUCCAGUUUUGCAAAAAAGGCUUUAUUCACGAACGCAAAAUUAUGAGGCUUCAUCCCACACCUAAGCUGACCAUCAAUUCAAACAACAUUGAGCGAAAGAGUGGGGGACACUGUGAUAAAAUUGAAUUAACAUUAGUGGAAAAUCUAUGGUUUGGGAUUCGAAAAAAAAGAUAUGGGCUAUCAUCUUCUUUAAGGAAAAAAGGAAAAACGACCCACCUAAUCAUGAACAGAAAAAUUGAACUUCCAGGUCAUAUAACAUUUUAUUUAAAAUUAAGAGGUGGUCAUACAUGCCUAUUCAUUUGA
Molecule: messenger RNA, 369 nt
Organism: Echinococcus granulosus
Lineage: Eukaryota; Metazoa; Platyhelminthes; Cestoda; Cyclophyllidea; Taeniidae
Exons: 3
Coding region: 1-369 (122 amino acids)
Source: RefSeq, a predicted model, not a curated record